Messenger RNA from Aplosporella prunicola CBS 121167, 653 nucleotides. RefSeq lists its product as uncharacterized. The coding region runs from base 1 to 426 and encodes 141 amino acids. NCBI's taxonomy places the organism in Eukaryota, Fungi, Ascomycota, Dothideomycetes, Botryosphaeriales, Aplosporellaceae. The record is from RefSeq and is a predicted model, not a curated record. The transcript has 2 exons.
AUGGGCGGACGAGUCUCUGUGCCUCGCGGACCCGACGGCCUUAGUGAGGGCUCGCGCCCGACGCGACCGCCGCGCGGCGGAAUCCCCUUCAAUGCCCGAACAUUCAUGGCGCCCAUGGCCGCCUUCACCAUGGCCGGAUUGCUUUUCGUCUACACGCGCACCUCGAUCCGCGCCGCCAAGCUCAAUGCUCAGAAGCACCGCGAAGCCGAUGGCGGCCAGAUCAGCUGGCAGAACGAAUCGCGCCGGCGGCAUCAUCAGGCCGAGCAGGUUGGUGAGACCAGUGCCGUGUUGAAGGAGGCCUUCUUCGGCAGCGGCACGGCCAAGGACAUCGGCAGUAAAGAGUCUAGUGUUGACGCAAGCGCGGAUGACAGGGAGAGAGAGGCGCUGGAAAGGCUUGAGAGAGCCAAGGCCGGUAGGAGAGGGUAAGGGAGUAUGAGAGACCCAAAAGUCCGCAGUGUAGGGAAUUGGCGUUUCUGGGAAAUGCUUUGGACGAAAGCUCUCAUGCGCCACGCGCCAGUGCUGAGCGUCGCACAUUAUUUUUUCAAAGGUUCAGUGACUGGUUUCUGAUACCGAUGUGCCUUGCUCGAAAAACCAAUCUAUCAUUUAUCUAGUCUAGGUACUUCUCUUCGUGACGCGUGAAUGUUGGCGUUGAC